Molecule: messenger RNA, 357 nt
Organism: Daktulosphaira vitifoliae (grape phylloxera)
Lineage: Eukaryota; Metazoa; Arthropoda; Insecta; Hemiptera; Phylloxeridae
Exons: 1
Coding region: 1-357 (118 amino acids)
Source: RefSeq, a predicted model, not a curated record
AUGAAUUCAACGCGAGCGUUUAAAAUCCCAACUUUCUGGCGUACCAACCCAGAACUUUGGUUCAAACAAAUUGAAUCCGUUUUUUAUACAACCAGAAUUACAGCUGACGCAAGUAAAUUUCAUCAUGUUGUUUCUUCUAUGGAAAGUGAAAUUCUUGCUCAAGUUAGUGACAUAAUACUCAAUCCACCAGAAACGAAAAUGUACGAAGCAUUAAAAACCCGGCUCAUCGAAAGAUUUUCCGAAUCUGAACAAUGUCGGCUUAAAAAAUUACUGACCGAAGUCGAACUCGGUGAUCGGAAACCAUCCCAUUUUCUUUCAGAAAUGCGUCAACUAGCUAAUGGAAAAGUAACUGAUUAA